Tigriopus californicus is the source of this 1970-nucleotide messenger RNA. Its product is annotated as KICSTOR complex protein ITFG2-like. NCBI's taxonomy places the organism in Eukaryota, Metazoa, Arthropoda, Copepoda, Harpacticoida, Harpacticidae. Gene Ontology annotation, biological process: regulation of TOR signaling. Gene Ontology annotation, cellular component: KICSTOR complex. The record is from RefSeq and is a predicted model, not a curated record. The transcript has 4 exons. The coding region runs from base 1 to 1677 and encodes 558 amino acids.
AUGAUAAAAUCGUUCUCGCUCCCUGACUGUUUGGUGCUUCGUUUUACGGGCACGGUGCAGCAAAAUGCCAUUUGCUUAGCAGAUGUGGACAAUGAUGGGCAAAACGAACUCAUCGUGGGUAAUUCAGAUGGGACUUUGGCUGUCUACAAGGAGCUCUCUGAUGAGCCAUGGCGAGUGUGUCAUGAUUUGGGCAUGAUAUCCGCCGUUUGUGUGGGCGAUAUGCGCAAUGAUGGUACCAACGUUCUAGUGGUCAUUGAUGGCAGCGGCUGGUUUUACAUACUGGAUUUCAACGCCACCUACGAGCCCCGAUUGCGCGUCACCAAGGAGACGUGCUAUCAUUUGCCUGGCGACGUCUUGGAUCGUUUAUCUGACUCGGUUUGCUCUGAACAGCCCAUGAAGAAUCGAUCCAUGGAACGUCAUUCCAGUGGUGAUUCCGCCCUAGACCUUGACCAAACCGAAUGCUUAUCCAACCCUGAAAUCAUUGUUUCGGGAUCAGAAAACUUGCCCAUUGUGCCAGAAGAAGACAAUUCUGCCGCCGACCAAAAUGAUUUGCGACGGCGCGAGACUUCCCGUUCUCGAUCCAUAUCUCAAGAUAGGUCUUCGGCCAAUCGGACUCCUUCGGGAUCUCACACUCCUCAUACUGGGCCUCCUAGUGAUGGCGAUAAGAAUAAAAUUACCGCUUCCCUUGAUAGCGACACCCCGAACGACACCACUAGAGACUCAAUGAGCGAGUCUGAUACGAGCUCGCACCAUUGUGAGCACAAUUCUAUUCACGUUUGGUACCGCCAACGGGUUCCUGCCAACAUAAGAGAGGUUCUGAUAUUUGACCUCAACAAUGACGGCAUCAACGAGGUGGUCAUGGCCCUCACGGAUCGCGUUGUGCGCACCUAUCAAUGGCAUCCUUCUGACCCUGUAAAUGAAGAGCUCAAGGAAAAAGCUGCCAUCCUUCGAAUGCAGAAAGCCCGCAAGCACGGCCGGGUUCGACGACGUCGCCUUGGCACUCUGAAACCCGUGCAGAAAUGGGAAUUCGGCAAUCAAAUCGGGUCCAUCACCAGAAAUCGCAACCACGACGGCACCAACGCCCUCAUUUUAGCCCAGCCGGGUGGAGGGAUGCUCAAAUUGAUAUCCAAGUCCGGCUUGGAGCUCAAAGAAGACGACAGCCCAGAGGAACUGAUGGCUAAAAUCGGCGAAGUCAACUGUAGCACGUUGAGCAUCAAUGAGAUGAGAAAUUUUACAACCUCUGCCGAGAUCAAAGGCAAUCUUCUCACUCAGGAAGCCAUAACCGGUCAACUGGAAGUGGGAUUACAGUCCACUCCGUAUGCCGUUGUCACCAUGGCAGGCACGGUUAUGUUCGUUAAGGACGAUUCUGUCGUGUGGACCGUUGAGACUGAAAAACCCUUGUUUUGCGCGCGAAGUCUGGCCAUGGGAGCCGACCAGCCUGAUUAUGUAGUUGUGGCUGGAUGGUCGGGAUAUACCUUCUUCUUUGAUCAAAACGGCAAACAUUUGGAGUUUAUGUUUGAUCAGAGUGUGGCCACUUUUACUUGCGGGCCUUUCUACUCCGAUGGUGCUAAUCGCCCGACUUUAGUAUAUACGACAGUCGAUGGCGAAAUUUUUCUUUACUACAACCUGAAGCCCCUUGAGCGUGAGAGUUAUAGAAACUAUUCAAAACUUGGAUGAAGAUCAGGAACUCCAAGAACUGCUUAAAUCUGCCAUGGGUUUGAGUAAGGUUUCGGGUCCUCAAUUAGCCGAUAUAACGAGCUACAUUUUGUAUGGGACGAGGUGAAGAAAGCCGUACACUUCCAUAAAACAAGAGACAAGCAAGCGUGUCUGUAGUAGGAGAUAUAUUUAGCCGUCAUCAAUACCUUUUCCAUUCAUCGGGCUUAUGGUAAAUUCUGGUGAUGGGAUUGGAUUUAACAGGAUUGCCUCUGCUAAAGUAACUGGUAUCUGGAAAAUAAAUCCUUUAAAUUUUA